This is a messenger RNA of Dama dama (fallow deer), 6628 nucleotides long. RefSeq lists its product as uncharacterized. The record is from RefSeq and is a predicted model, not a curated record. NCBI's taxonomy places the organism in Eukaryota, Metazoa, Chordata, Mammalia, Artiodactyla, Cervidae. Bases 2049 to 2765 code for a protein of 238 amino acids. The transcript has 3 exons.
UAACCAACCAAAUAAACAGUUUAAUAUCUCUCUUUGGGAUGUUUCAGGGGCCCUCUGAAACACCCCAAAGCUAGCUAGAUGUCAAGGGAAAUUUAAAAGAAUUCAAUUCAGGAAGUUUUAUCAAAAAGAUUAAUUAAAAGCUUUACCUAAUUGGCUCUAACCAGUUUUUUAUGACUGUGUCAUUUUUAACAAAAUCUAUUUAUUUAACUAAUUGUAAUCUAAUUUUAGAAAAUCCUGAUCAUGCAUAACUCUUUUUAGUAUUUUUUAACACUUUUUUUUUUUUUUUUUUUUUACUGAAAGGAUACUUCUUGCUUUCUUUUACCAACCAAGAGCUAACUUUUAUAUUAGCAUUUUAUAGAUUGGUGAGCAUAAAUACCAGUGAUAAUUUUUAAAACCCUUGUUUUCUUAAAACAUUUUAGGAUGGCAUCAAACGUUAUUCAUUUAUAGUCUCAAAUCUCUUUAGUUUUUCUGUAAAAGGAAAUCAGUGUUUAGUAGUAAAUGUUUCAAAAUCUUAUUUCAUUUGGAAAUGACCUAAUUAUUUAAUAGACUUCCAAUACUUAGUUUAGCACAACCCUUAGAAAUUCAAGUUACGCCAAUCUGGGGAGACUGUUGUAGACAGAUAUUCUUAAAGAAUAAUUAUUUUUAAUAGAGUUUAUAUAGAAACUCAUACCUCAUUUACAUUUUCUACAAGUUUUUUUUUUUACUCAAGGUAAUUUUGUCGACAAACUUGUAACAGGUAUAAUAUUUAACUUAUAUUAAACCUAGGUACAAUGGAAAUAUUUCACUUGAUGUUAAUUACUCUCAGACAUGUCUGUAUUAGAUAGGGCAACAAACAAACAAACAUUAAUAUCAGGUAUUUAAUACUGAAUAUUUCUCAGUUCACCUGAACCUGGAAUUUAUUGUUUAAUUUAGAAUUAUUAGAUUUGUAAGCUCUUACCCCCCCUUUUUUAAGCCAAUUAAAUAGAGCUCAUUUACAAAUUAACCUAAAAAUAUUUUUCAGAGACAAAGACAUACCAAAACAUAUUUAGACAGACACAGUGCAAGAUCUAUCUUCAUUUUCUAAGUUUGGUCAUAAAUUAGAUAUUACAAUAUAAAAUUUAAACAAAUAACAUUUUUAAAGGCUUUUUUUCUUUCUUUCUUUUUUUUUUUUUCUCUCAGUCUCAGAUGGUCUAAAUAAGUGUUCUUGAGAGCCCUGGUCUCAAGGCACAGGGAAAGAAAAUCAAGUUUUAACAAAAUGGCGGCAGGUCUAAAUGUUGGUCAGACAAAGCAAAAUAGCCGUCACAAAUCACAGCACAGAACAGAGUUAAAACACACAUAUAAACCUGGAAGUCUUCAUCAGACACUCCCUUAAAUACAAGAAUACAGUCUCUCAGAAAACCUUCUAUAGAGACGCAAAACUUCAGAUGUCUUCAAAGAUUUUAAAAGGAGGAAAAAAAGCCAGGUUGAAAGAAGAAGGAGGAGGAGGCGGGAAAGAGGGGCAAAAGGGGUGGACUUACAGACGUCUCCUGCCACCUCCAGACACCCAGGCAUUGCGGGACUUUUCCCUGGGCUUCCAGAGAAGGGAGGACUGGAACUCGGCCCUGCCAGAAACCAGAUCAGAAAAUUCGAGUUCUCUGCCCAGAGGAGGUGAUCAGUCUCCAACCCUCAGCUCAAGCUGAGGCCCUUCGACCAGAUUCCUGCGUCCAGGACCGGGGGACUAGAAAAACGGGAAGGAUAGGACGGCUAAGGAGAGGACAGAGAGAGGGAAGGGGAGAGAGGUUAAUGAAGUCUCUUGUUCCUUACCGGUCGGGGCACUCUGGCCAGUUGUCCGCGUCAGGAGGAGACCAGGGACAAAAGGGUCCCAUUUGCGGCCGCUGGGUCUGGUCCGUUGGCAGACAAGCUGGCCCCUGAGUACUCUGGCCCCUGAAUCCAGUUACUAAGGUAAGCGGAGAGCAUCUGGAUUGGGCCUGUCCCCUCGUCAGUCAGUCACACAAUGAACAAACAAGACCACACUCCAGACAAACAACAGAGCGCGCAAUCCCGAGAAAGUACAGAGUGUGUCCGCGCAGAUGCACCUGCUGUUAUUGCUUACCGGCCGUUCGUCCUCCGAAGCGCGGGUCCUGAAGGGCUCGGGGGAUCCCGGACGAGCCCCCAUAUGUUGUACCCGGAUUGCGGAAUUCCCCCAAACACGACAGGAGCCGCGGAUCGAUGCAAAAGCAGUGAGGAGCUUUAUUACAAGCUGGAGCAGGGAUCCUCUUCACACAAUGGCCGCCUUAAUGCCCGAUCCAGGGCCGGGUGAAGUUCCUGCAGCAGCCGCUGCUCUGCCGCCAGCUCUCCCGGAGGUCCUAGAGCCGCCGUUUUUGCAGGCUCCGAUCCCGGUGACAGAAGCCUCUGGCCAACACUGCCAGGAUCCGGCUCCAACCGAACCGUCCAAGCUAUACCCGCCUCUCCCGGUGAGGACUGACCAGAAGGGGAGGGAGACGUUGGAAUUAAGCAGAGACCGCGCUCUGCCAGAGAGCCGGAGGGAACCAAAGAGAACAGACAAGAGACUUACAGUGCAAGCUGCUGCUCUGGGAAAGUCUGUCUCCGGCCCUCCAGAAAACCUCACCUGCCCCAGGGACAGGACAGUCCUUCAGCCGGUCCCAAGGGAGGCCCCGGUCCCCGUUACGGCCAAACCAGUGUGCCCGGUGCAAGCUUUUGGCCACUGGAAGAAUGAAUGCCCUAAGGCAAGGAAGGAAGAGGAAGUUCCUGCAGUUGUGGGGCUUGCUGACUUGGAAAUUAACUAGGGCUGCCAGGGCUCAGAGAUAUCAGGUCCCCGAGAGCCCAUGGUAACCUUAAAAGUGGGGGACCAAAACAUUGACUUCAUAGUGGAUACAGGAGCAGAACUGUCGGUAGUAACAAAACCUGUGGCACCUCUGUCCAAAAAUACUACCGCUGUAACUGGGAUAUCGGGAGAAGAGAUGAUUAAAUCAUUUUGCCAGCCCAGAAAAUGUCAGAUGGGGGCGCACCAAGUGAUUCAUGAAUUCCUCUACAUUCCUGAGUGCCCAGUACCCCUGUUGGGAAGAGACUUGCUCUCCAAACUAGGAGCACAAGUGACUUUCUCCCCUGAGGAGAGGCCCACCUUCUGGAUGGACUCUAUGACUUAUUUGCCCUCUCUCUCAGUACCACCCCAAGAUGGGUGGAGGUUGCAUGAGCCUCCGAAGAAAGAACCGGGUAGGCUGGAAGAGCAUGAGAGAGAGUUAUCUCAAUUAUUCCCUGAGGUCUGGGUGGAAGACAACACCCCCUCCCCCCAGGCUGGCUAAACAUCACGCCCCAGUGAUAAUAGAACUCAAACCAGGCACCAUCCCGCUUAGAAAGUGCCAGCACUCGCUAUGGAUAGAGGCCUGAGCCGGCAUACUGCCCCACAUCAACAGAUUGAAACAAGCAGGCAUUCUAGUAGAGUGCCAGUCAGCUUGGAAUUCGCCAAUCCUGCCAGUCCAAAGGGAAGGAGGACAGGACCAUAGGCCAGUACAAGAUCUCAGGCUAGUCAACCAGGCUACUGUGACUUUACACCUCACUGUUCCAAACCCCUAUACCUUACUUAGCCUCCUCCCACCGAGGACUAAAGUUUACAGUUGCCUCGAUCUCAAGGAUGCCUUCUUCUGCAUAUGCCUCAACCAGCGCCACAGUCCAUUUUUGCCUUGGAAUGGGAAGAUCCAGUCGGGAACACCAAACAACAGCUCAUCUGGACUCCCCCACAAGGGUUUAAAAAACUUCCCAGCCAUCUUUGGGGAAGCCUUGGCUUCUGACCUGGACUCAUUCCAUCCAGAAGAGUAUGGAUGUAGGCUCCUACAAUACGGGGAUGACCUGCUGCUGGCUGCCUGAGACCAAGGAAAAAUGCUGGAAAGGGACAAAUGCAUUGCUCCAGCUGUUGAUGGAAGCAGGUUACUGGGUGUCAAAGAAGAAGGCACAGAUCUACAAAGAGGAGGUAAGGUAUCUAGGUUUUCUUUUAAAGAAGGGCUCAAGGUUCCAGACCCUAAUUGGGUCCUAUAUACUGAUGGCACUAGCCUGAUAAAACAAGGACAACGGCUGUCAGGUUAGCCAGAGCGGAAGGGGCCAUCAAGACUGAAAAGAGAGGGUGGGAAUUGCCAAGUGGCAAAUUAUUGGUACUGGAGGAGCUGGCACACACUCUGGUAAGCCAGACACACCAAGCGACCCACCUAGGCCAUGCUGCCUGCUCACGGGUUAAUGCUGCCUCCCGGGGAUUCAGACAAAAUCCUCCAGGUAUUCAGCUGAAAGGCACGCUGCCCCUUGACCACCUGGGAGUGGACUUCACUGAAAUGAAACCUCACCGACACUACCAUUAUCUGCUGGUCAUGGUAUGUACGUUCCCAAGAUGGGUAAAAGCUUUUCCUACCUGGACUGAAAGAACAUCAGAAGUAGCACGGUGCCUGCUUAGGGAAAUAGUUCCCAGAUUUGGAUUUCCUACCAGCAUUGGAUCAGGCAAUGGCCUGGCUUUUGUAACUGAGUUAGUACAACAAAUAAGCAAAACUUUAAACAUCCAGUGGAAACUGCACACUGCAUAUAGGCCCAGAGUUCUGAGAUGGUGGAAUGAGCCAACCGGACACUUAGAGACUCUCCAAGUGGAUCAUAGAGACUGACUGCUCCUGGGUGGACUUGCUUCUGAUGGCUCUGCUCAGACUCAGGAUGACCCCACAGUCCCAAGGCUAUUCUCCAUACGAAAUUGUGUAUGGGAGGCCUCCUCCCAUAAUAAAACAGGUGUCGACAAAUUUGCCUCAGGUAAGGGGGGAUAGGAUUUCACAGCAGAUGGAACUGGGUAAGGUAAUAAAUCGGGUAACUAAGUUUGUACAAGCAAGGGUGCCGUUCCCCCUCGGGGAAUAGAGUCAUGAGUUCACACUUGGUGACCAAGUAUGGGUCAAAGAUUGGAAACAUGAUUUGCUAGCCCUUUGUUGAAAGGGCCCUUAUGUUAUUCUAACUACCCCUACUGCAGUUAAAGUUGCAGGUAUUGUCCCUUGAUCCAUCAUACGAGGGUGAAGAGAGCAUACCACGCAGACCCAGAAAACGCUGAGUGGACUGCACAGAGGGACCACAUUGAUCCUCAAGAGACUAAGACCAUCCUUAAGAAGAAGGAAAAGAAGAUCCCAGACGAGCCCCUUCAGGAUGAAGCCGCACAAUCAACUCCUGCUGCUUGGCCUCAUCAACGUGAUUUUGAAUUUAACUUCUGUCAACUCAGGACAACGUUUUCACCUCAUGGGCACAUUCCUACACGGACUUCCACAACACGUACAACUUCUGGGUAUGUAGGACUAUGCCUCUGUCUGUGAAGGAUGGACUUCCUUGGUGGGUGUCACCGCUCCGCCAAGCAGAUUUUAAACCUCUCUGCUCUUUUCUGGGAUGACAAAGAGACUUUCCUCUCUCUUGUCAAUCAUAACCUCUCCUUGCUCUCUUGGUGUAAGACCUACAGUCAAUAGACUCGGGUCAUGGGGUUACAUUUGAUAUAAAUGCCAGUGUAACAAAAGCCUAACCUACAACAAGCCCCAGUAAAUCGACCUUAUUUACAUGCUAGGUGGACAAGAUCUGUGUUUCAAUGGUAUGAGUAUAUUGCUGCCUUUUUCGUGCCCUCUGUAGGGACAACAAAUAUAUUAUGAUUAAAGUAGAGGCCUUGACUAAUUUCACAAACAGGCCCUCCUAGAUAGAACAGAAGCCAUCCAAGCCUUAAAUGAAGAGCAAAUCUAAAUGAGAAAAGCAGUAAUUCAUAAUAAAAUGGCUUUGGGCAUACUCACAGCUGCUCAAGGAGGGACCUGUGCUAUAAUUAAGGUUGAAUGUUGUGUAUACAUUCCUGACUUAUCUGACAAUGUAUCGACUACUUUAGAUGACAUGAAAAACCAGGUAAAAGCAAUGUCAAAUGAGAACAUUCCUUUCUGGACUUUGGUCCUAUCUUGGGUGAAGAGCAAUUGGUGGAAAACUGUAUUUACCACUGUUAUAGCUGCCUUGAUAGUUCUGCUUUGUGGACCCUGAAUUUUACAAUGUAUUAUGAACUUUGUAACCCGAAGGUUGAUGUCAUUCUCCCUAAUUGGCAGUUGGAGAGGCAGGGUGCAAUAUAUCCCUAUGAAUGAUGCUCAUAAUAUGAGUUAAGAGCACCAAGAGGUGGGAAUGAAGAAGGAAUUCAUAGGGCCUGGACUCCAUCUCAGGCCUGUCUGUGCUGAUCGUGCUAGGCCGCCUCUCCAGUGGACCCUGAACUCUCUGCUUAGUGACUGUGGGAACGACAAUGGAAGGAUAAGACCCCCUCCAGACAGGGGAACCUUGAAGAUCACAUCCAGGUUACUCAUCACCUAAGAGAAAACAGGCACUAAUCACCCCUGCCUCCAGACAGUAUGUAUCAGAAUGUAAGUACAGGCUUAUUGGUUAUUAACUGGUUGGAAUGUAACCACGGGCUUAUUGAUUAUUAACUGUUUGAACACAUAACACAUGAAUGAUGGGGUUAUUGUGAUUGUAUUUACCCUUCCUUUGUAAGCAUCAAGGGAUUGGGGUGGUGGGUUUGGAGAAGUACACAUGGGGUACAAAAGAUUUUCACAAAUGCUGGUUGGGGUCCUUGGCUAAGAGGAGACUCUGCCUUGGGCCCACUGGUGUAAUAAACUGCAAUCCACUA